GUUUUGAAAGCGAGGCACACUACCUUUAACCUUAGCAAGUUUUAACAUGGCUGACAGACACCUAUUGUUCUACUUUCGGUUUUAAAAGGAAAACAGCCAUUUACAGGACAAAAUAAAAGACGUGACUGCCAAAGUCCAGAAAAUGGCGGAUACAAGACUCGUUUGCUGAUCAGCAUUCUGUCUUUGAUUCACCAUGGCGACAGCGGGCCCGUUCGGCGAAAAGAAGGCAAAGCUCCUGGUGGCGGCCGUGGACUUUGGAACGACGUACAGCGGCUACGCGUUCUCCCUGAAGCACGACUAUACCAAGGACCCACUGAAGAUAUCCGUAAACCAGGCAUGGACUGCCGGCUCUAUGGCGCUCACAUCCUACAAAGCGCCGACAGUUGUGCUGUUUAACGAGCGGAAGGAGUUCCAUAGCUUCGGGUAUGAGGCGGAGGACAUGUACUCGGAGCUGGCCAUGGACGGUGAGCACCACAACUGGUACUUCUUCAAGAGGUUCAAGAUGAGGCUUCACAAGGAGAAGGUGUUACGAGACAUGUCGAUCGACGACGCUAAGGGGAGGUCCCUCCCUGCGAUGCUGGUGUUCCAGGAGGUGAUUCGCUACCUUAAGGGACACAUGCUGGAGACGCUCAAGAAGCGGGGAACCAUGAUUGAGAACAAGGACAUCCACUGGGUGCUCACCGUCCCCGCCAUCUGGAGGGACGCCGCUAAACAGUUCAUGCGAGAGUCCGCGUGUAAGGCGGAAAUCGAAGGAGGCCAACUGACGGUGGCUCUUGAACCGGAAGCGGCCUCGCUAUUCUGCCAGCUGCUGCCUACUGAUAAAGUGAGCAGCACAAUCGGGACUUCUUUCGCCGUGGCCAGCGCGGGGUCCAAGUACAUGGUCAUCGACCUUGGAGGCGGCACUGCAGACAUCACUGUGCACGAACGACAGGAAGACGGCGGGCUGCGGGAGUUGCACAAGGCGAGCGGCGGCGCGUGGGGCGGCACGCGGGUGGACGAGGAGUUUGAUCAGCUACUUAUCAAGAUAAUCGGGGCGCCUGUCCUGACCAAGUUCAAGGAAGAAUACACGGCGGACUACCUGGACCUAAUGAGAGAACUGGAGGUAAAGAAACGCACAAUAAAGCCGUCAAGUAAAGGGAAAAUUACGCUUAAGGUGCCGGUGAAGUUGGCGGAGACUUAUGAGGACGAAACAGAGGAAAAGGUGGCUGAAGCGAUAGCUGGGUCAACAUACCAGGGCAAAUUAACUUGGGCGUCUGAUAAAAUGCGAUUAGAUGCCGAGGUUUUUAAGGGACUAUUUAAACAUUGUAUUGAAAAGAUAAUAGAACAUAUAAAAGACUUGUUAUGUAAUGACAAUGUUUCUGGAACUAAAACUUUAUUGAUGGUGGGAGGAUUUUCCGAUUCAGAAAUGAUGCAGGCUGCGGUAAAAAACGCGUUUCCUGCAUGUAAUGUGAUUAUUCCGGAAGAGGCAGGCCUCUGUGUGUUGAAGGGUGCGGUUAUAUUCGGUCACCGACCCGUGUCCAUCACAUCCCGAAUGUCUCGAUACACCUACGGCAUCAACAUUUCCCCGCCUUACGACAAGGACAACCACCCGCCCUCGAGGAAGGUGACGGUGGGCGGGGUUGACCGCUGUCAGAACGUGUUUAGGCGGUAUAUCCAGGAGGGCGAGGCGAUGAGGGUCGGGGAGGCUCGCACAGGCAGACAUAUAACGCUAAGCGACCACCAGACGGAAAUGGUUCUAAAUAUAUACGCAUCGCCAAAGCGCGAUCCUCAGUUUGUUGACGAAGACGAGUCGGAGUGUCUCGGACAGGUGGUCGUCAAAUUGCCUGACAAGGAUGAUAAGAUUCGUGUCGAGGUGAGCAUGAAGUUCGGAGAGACGGAACUAGCAGUGGAGGCGGAGGAGCUCUCAACCAACAACAAAUACACGUCGUACUUUGACUUUCUGUAGAUUGCCAAUAUUCCAAAGUAUUACUUGUACUGCAUGCCGCUUCGGGGUAGUGUCAAGCAAAAUGAAAACAAAAGCAAUCGUCUUGAAUAAGUAUGACUUUAAAUGAUGAAAAAACACUUUUAAUUUAUCCCUAUGUGCCUUGUGCCAGCAAAACACAACUUUCUUAGUUAUUGUUCAGUGUUUCAAUAUGCAUGGAGCAUUGGAAAUUUUCAUAUGUCCAAAGUGUAACACAGGAAUACUUGAUAUGCGUCAGGAAUGUUUGAUAUGCGUCAGGAAUGUUUGAUAGUCAUACGCGUCAGAAAUGUUAAAAACAUUAAUGUUUGAUAUGCGUCAGCAAUGUUUGAUAUGCGUCAGAAAUGUUUGAUAUGCGUCAGAAAUGUUAAAAACAUUAAUGUUUGAUAUGCCUCAGAAAUGUGUUAUAGUCAGGAAUGUUUGAUAUAAGUCGUCAUAAAUGUUUGAUAGGUAUUCUUUAUGUUUGUUUGGGAUAUGUAUGUUUCAAUGACAUCAGUAAUGUGUUAUACACGUGUAAGCAUCAUUGACGUUUAAAAGGCGUAUUUAGAGUUUGUUUUAGCGUAGUUCACGUUUGAAAGACGUCAUAAGUGUUGGAUAAGUGUCACUAAUGCAUAUUUUAGCAUCAUUCACGGUUGAAAGGCGCCAUUAAUGGUCGUUUUAGCAUCAUUCACGGUUGAAAGGCGCCAUUAAUGGUCGUUUUAGCAUCAUUCACGGUUGAAAGGCGCCAUUAUUGGUCGUUUUAGCAUCAUUCACGGUUGAAAGGCGCCAUUAAUGGUCGUUUUAGCAUCAUUCACGGGUUGAAAGGCGCCAUUAAUGGUCGUUUUUAGCAUCAUUUGUGUUUGUUAUGCGUCAUGUUAUCCUGUACUUUUCAUAUAUUUUCUUUUAUAAUGUGAAAUGAUGUUUCAAAGAAUUGUCAUGUGGCCACAGUGUAUCCGAAAUAAAUAUUGAAUCAGC
Molecule: messenger RNA, 2911 nt
Organism: Mya arenaria
Lineage: Eukaryota; Metazoa; Mollusca; Bivalvia; Myida; Myidae
Product: heat shock 70 kDa protein 12A-like
Exons: 6
Coding region: 194-1945 (583 amino acids)
Molecular function (GO): ATP-dependent protein folding chaperone; ATP binding
Source: RefSeq, a predicted model, not a curated record